Messenger RNA from Mauremys mutica (yellowpond turtle), 1898 nucleotides. RefSeq names its product transcription factor SOX-17-like. The record is from RefSeq and is a predicted model, not a curated record. Gene Ontology annotation, biological process: angiogenesis; vasculogenesis; positive regulation of transcription by RNA polymerase II. Lineage: Eukaryota; Metazoa; Chordata; Testudines; Geoemydidae. The transcript is spliced from 2 exons. Gene Ontology annotation, molecular function: DNA-binding transcription activator activity, RNA polymerase II-specific; RNA polymerase II cis-regulatory region sequence-specific DNA binding. Bases 225 to 1424 code for a protein of 399 amino acids.
CCCCCCUCACUGGAGACCCUGCUUCAAUCAGCGGCGUCCCCGCGCCCAGCCCCGCGCGCCCAGCCCGCCCGGGGAGCUGUCCCUGCUGCCCCAGCCGAGCCAGGGGAGAGGGGGCUGCUCGGAGCGGACGGUCCCUUUCCUGCCAGCUGUUGCCCGGGGAGGGGUCGGAGGCGGGUCCGGGUCAGGCCGGCUCCUCCCGGUGGCUCCGGCCCGGCUGCCCCGAGAUGAGCAGCCCCGAUGCGGGCUACGCCAGUAGCGACGACCAGACGCAGGCAAGGUGCUCGCUCCCCAUCAUGAUGCCGGCGCUGGGCCCCUGCCAGUGGGCAGAGACCCUGAGCCCCCUCGCAGACGCCAAGGUGAAGAGUGAGGCGGCCCCGGCGGGGGCUGCGAGCAGCCGGGCCAAAAGCGAGUCCCGCAUCCGCCGGCCCAUGAACGCCUUCAUGGUGUGGGCCAAGGACGAGCGCAAGCGGCUGGCGCAGCAGAACCCGGACCUGCACAACGCGGAGCUCAGCAAGAUGCUGGGGAAGGCCUGGAAGGCGCUGUCGCUGGCGGAGAAGCGGCCGUUCGUGGAGGAGGCGGAGCGGCUGCGGGUGCAGCACAUGCAGGACCAUCCCAACUACAAGUACCGGCCGCGCCGGCGGAAGCAGGUGAAGCGCCUGAAGCGCGUGGAAAGCGGCUUCCUGGCGCACGGGCUGGCGGAGGCGCCGGGCGCCGGGCUGGCCAGCGAGGGCAGCAGGAUGUGCGUGGAGAGCCUGGCGCUGCCCUACCCGGAGCAGGGCUACCCCGCCGUGCAGAGCGCGCUGCCCCCGGCGCUGGGCCACUACCGGGACUGCCAGCCCCUGGCUGCCGCCUUCGACGGCUACAACCUGCCGACCCCGGACCCGUCCCCGCUGGAAGCGGCGGAGAGCGAGGCGGCCUUUUUCACGCCGCCCCUGCAGGACGAGUGUCAGCUGGCGCCCUACGGCUACCCCGCGGCCGAGUACCCCGCGCACGGGGCCGAGAGCCAGGCCAGCGCCGCGCUCCGCAGGCACCUGCCCCGCGCCGAGCCGCUGGGGCAGCUCAGCUCCCUGCAGAGCCUGCUGGGCUGUCAGGGCCCCCUGCACGCCUACUACGGGCAGCUGUGCCCGCCCGCCGGCCCGGCCCGCGCCCCCCAGCUCCCGCCGCAGCCCUGCCAGCCCUCGCCGCCGCCCGAGGCGCAGCAGUGCAGGGAGCCGCUGGAGCACCUGUCGCAGGACGAGUUGCUGGGCGACGUGGAUCGCACCGAGUUCGAGCAGUACCUGCACUUCGCCUGCAAGCCCGAGCUAGGGCUCCACUUCCCGGGCCACGACGCCGGCCUGGCCGCGCCAGACGCCCACGGGCCCCUCUCCUCGGUGGUUUCGGAUGCGAGUACUGCUGUGUAUUACUGCACUUACCCAGACGCCUAAGAGACACGGUCACUCCCAGCGCUCUCGCGGUGCGAAGUCGCUGUGAGUCUGUGGCGGACUCCCCGGUGAUGGGAAGCCUUGUACGGAAGGGUGUGUGCUUUGCUCCUAUUUAUGUAAUUUAUUGGAAUCUUGAGAACUGACAGGUGACAGAGACCCACUCAAGGUUUGAAAGACAGCUCUCCAUCUGAUCCCCAAGUGGUGCAAUUCUAGUGUUUCACCCUGAACUGAAAAUUAAAACUAUUUAAACUUCAGAUAGCUGCACAGUUGGACUGUAAUUUAUCAGCUCCUGGAAGAGUUCACGAUGCUGUUUAAAUGUUGUGACUGUUCAGUUUUAUACAUAUGGAAUUUGGGUUUUGUACAGACUAAUUUUGCACUUUUUACAAAUAAAGGGAAAAAUAAUAAUUUUUUUCACUUUCAUAGCCCCUUACAUCUACGAUUAGUAUUUUAAUGUAUACGGUAGUUAAUAGCUAACGA